AGUGUGCUAUGUGGUAUCUGGAAAGAAUGAAGUGGUGAAGCUUCGGUAGGAUUUUUUGAUCAAUUUGAGCUGUGAUAUUUACCAUAAAUACGCAUGGUAAAGCUAUUCAAGCAAGGUGUGCUACUAAAGCGAUUUUUAAGAAUAUAUUUCUAUAAUGUUAAUUGUUAUAAAUAUUAGUGAAUUUAGUGGUGUGAAUCGUUCGUGGUCAUAUAGUAUGUUUAUUAUGCUUAAAAAUUAUAAAAAAUUUGCGGUUUGGUUUCUCCAAAAUAUUUCAUGCUUAAAAUAUCCAAAUAUUUCAUAAAAAUACCAAAAUUGUGUCUGUGAAAUUUACAAUUCGUCCAAUGUUAGUUCAAUGUGAAAAGUACAACGCAAACAGUCUAUCGCACCUUUACCGAUGAUAAGAAUACCCAUAAAAAGACUAAAGCAUAACUAAACCACCAAGUUCAAAAGUUGGACCGCCAACCGAAGGACAACACGCUCAAACGCAAGAGCACUGCAUAAUCGAAUUCAGCUCAUCACCAUCAGCCGAGUGAAAGCGGUUUCGCUGGAGUUUAGAGUUUUCAGAACUCAUCAAAAAUGGAUCAGUCCACGGUGGUCGGGGCGACGACGAUUUCGUCCUCGUCCCUGUCCACCACCUCCAACGUGCUGACACUCGCGCCGGACGCAUCGCACAGCAGCGACAUGGAGUGCAUCGAGGAGAAUGUGAUCAUCGACGAAAUAACCGAAGCUGAACCAACUUCCGUGACGUUACGCUUCUGCAAACGUAAGUUCCUUCGGCCAUAUGUUAUCAUACUAUCCCUGGCUGGACUACGACCCAAUUCCAGUGAUGUGGAAAUUCUUGGACGUUGCGUUGGACAUCUGCAAACUAUCCUGGUGCUGCUGUUUCUCAUCAUUGGUUACGUGCUACAAUUUAUGUGUGGUUUCAGACGAGACCGUUGGUUUAUGGAACCAAAUCAAUCCACGCCCCUCUCGACCACACCAGCUCCAGCUCCAACCACAUCCGCGAUCCCGUACCCGGUGAAACUUUAUCCUAAUUGGACCAUCCGGGAUAGCACGCUGGCCGAGUACGAAGGAAGCAACAGCACAACACUAAACACCCCGGAACCGGAACAUCUCGGUCUGCUAGCGUCGGGUGAGGCCAUAUUCACCUAUCUCGUUCCUGCUUUGCUGCAUCUGAAUGGAUACCUGAUGGCGGUAUUCAUCUAUCGCUUCGCCGAUAACGAACAGUUGCAGAGUCUCGUCGAAAGGGUCUUUAUCCUCAGCAGCAAUCCGCGCCGGUUGGUGUUGACACUUUGGCUCUACUUUGGACUGGGGCUGGUUUGGCUGGGCGUCUCCAUCGCCUACGUAACGCUGCUGGGAGUUGAUGGGAUCACCGUUUCGGAGCGAUUUUUAUCCUUCGGCUGGACCGAACGAACGAUGGCCGGGUGGGCGACACACGCGGCCGAGGUGCUGCGGGCGCUGCUUACCGUGACGCUGUUUUUCCACGACCUCGUGCAGAUGGUGGUGAUUGUGAGUUAUGGUUUAAUGUGUUACAUGUUGCGAUGCUAUCUGAAGGCGCUGAAGGAAAAGCUGCUGCUGCACACGAUCGAACCACUGAACUGGAUGCGGGAGAUCUGCGAGUUCCGGAAGCUGCUGCACCAUCUGAACACGAAAAUAUCGCUACCGGUCGCGAGCCUGACCGUGCUCAACCUCAGCUACACCGUCUCGAGCGUGGCGCAUCUGUUCCACGAUAUGACGGCCUGCCCGAUUAACAUCUUCACCGCCAGCCUCGCCAACAUUCUGCUCUGGCUGGUCAUCGCGCUGGUGCCGUUCUUCCAGGCCGCCAGCCUAACCGUCACCUGCCGCCAAACGCAAUCCUGCGGCCAUCUGAUAAGCAUUCGUCCGUUCGUUCACCGGAACACGUCGUCCGAGGAUCUGAACACCGUGCUGCUGUACGCGUCCUCGCUAAAGAUGUCAGCCAAAUUGUUCCGGAUGCCCGUCAGCGCCCACUAUCUGUGCUUUCUCGUGCUCGUCUGCUUCAUCGGUGUGCUGACGUUCGGAAUGUGCCUCAACAUAUCGCUCGGUCGGCUGUAGAGUUGGGGAGAGGGCAGGGAGCAAGGGUGGAAUAUACGCACAGCCACGUGACGUGGUGGUGUGCCGUGACGGCGUGACCGGAAAUCGCGUUCGGGGUGCAGUGGAAUUCGCCCGGAAGGAAGUGAAGCUUUCGUGGAAUUGGAUGAACUGACACGGACAGACCGAAUCAUCGGCCGGCCUGUUCGGCAGCAAGUGACGGACCGUUUCAUACACGUGGAGACUUUCGGACGACCGAUCGGUUGCGUGAGUUUUGGACGAUACAGUUUAAGAAGAACCACCUAUCGAAUCGAAACGGGAGGGCUAGGCUCCUUCUUUAUCGAUCAUCACGAACCGUGACCGGACACCAGUUUGCACAGAUUUUUUUUUUUGUAUUUCCUUCCCGCAGACUGGCUAACUGGGUGAGAGCCUUGAUUGCCAUUCGCUGCCCGAUACCUUUUCACUCGGGCCAAUACUUCGAUUGAUAGUGACAGAUGUUCGAUGUCGGAUUGCUAGGCUAAUAUGAAAGUGCGCAAUGUGAAUAACCUACAUUUUUUGAGAUUAUGCCUUUAAAUCGCUCGUAGUAAAUUUGAAUUUCUGCAGGAAAAAAAAACGAUAGCUCAUUCUCAAUUAUCCACAAGGGGAAGAGAGCAUGAACUGCACGUGAUUUAGUGCAUGUGUUUCAAAUUUCGUUCUUCAACAGUUUCUCCAAUCAGAAACAUCAGCUUUUGUUAAUGAUAGCUUAUUAAGCUAAUUGUGAGCAAAAGGAUGCAUGAUUGAGCAAUAAAGACUGGUGUACAAAGCAUG
Anopheles stephensi (Asian malaria mosquito) is the source of this 2856-nucleotide messenger RNA. RefSeq lists its product as uncharacterized. NCBI's taxonomy places the organism in Eukaryota, Metazoa, Arthropoda, Insecta, Diptera, Culicidae. The record is from RefSeq and is a predicted model, not a curated record. The transcript is spliced from 8 exons. Bases 577 to 2073 code for a protein of 498 amino acids.